GGAAAGCACUCUCUCUCUCUCUCUCUCUCUCUCGGCUAGCCACGUGGCGGGCCAUUUUUCUUUUGUUUUUUUCAUAGGAGAUGGCUAUGGCGGGAUCUUUGUCACGUUGUUUGGAGGAGGACGAGCGGGAGGACGAGCGGGAGGAGCGGAAGGAGCGGGAGGGGGGAUGGGAAAAGGAGAAGUGGGAGGAGGAGCGGAAGCAGGUGCGGGGGAAGGAGUGGGAGGGGAAAUUCGAAGGGGCGGAGGAGCUGCGGGAGGAGGAGCUGGAGGAGGAGGAGCGGCAGGGGAAGCGGGAAGGGGGUGGAGGAGGAGAAGCGGGAGGAGCACGAGCACGAGCAGGAGAAGGAGCGGCAGGAGGAACGGGGGAAAGAGCAGGGGAAGCAGCAGGGGGCAGAGCGGGAGAAGGAGGAGGAGGAGGAGAGGGAGGAGCAGCAGGAGAACGAGCGGGAGCGGGGCUAUGGCGGGAUCUUUGUCACGUUGUUUGGCGGAGGAGCGGGAGCCUGGAGGGGGAGGAGGAGGAGUGGGAGGAGCGGGAGAAGGAGCGAGAGGAGGCGUGGGAGAAGGAGUGGGGAAGGAGCGGGAGCGGGGCUAUCGCGCGGGAAGAGGAGCGGGAGGAGGGGGAGGAGGAACGGCGGAAAAAGCACGAGAAGCAGCGGAAGCAGGACGCGCAGCAGGAGGAGUGGGAGGAGCAGCAACAGAGGGAGCGGGAGAAGGAGAGGGAGGAGGAGCGGGAGAAGCAGCGGGAGAAGCAGCGGGAGCGGGGCUAUGGCGGGAUCUUUGUCAUGUUGUUUGGUGGAGGAGUGGGAGGAGGAGGAGGAGCAGGAGGAGGAGCGGGAGGAGGAGUGGGAGAAGGAGGGGGAGAAGGAGGGGGAGGGGAUUGGGGAUGGGGUUGCAUCUCACAGCCCCUUUCUCCAUACUCUCCUUCUCAUCUUGCACAUUCGAAGGCUGCUCAGUUCAUGCACACAUGAAACUGUUGAAGCGGCCCUGCCUGCGCG
Molecule: messenger RNA, 995 nt
Organism: Chara braunii
Lineage: Eukaryota; Viridiplantae; Streptophyta; Charophyceae; Charales; Characeae
Source: the annotation of a GenBank genome assembly